UAUGUUGUCCACACUGGCUCCCUUCCGCAUCUGGUUUUCUGUCCAUCUGUUUUGGGUAGAGCCCUACGUCCCAUGGGAAACCCUUUCUGGCUGGUGGUAUGGGAGGAACCGUCUAAAGAGGGUUUCUGCUCUUCGUUCCCUCAACAUUCAUUUCUCUGCUGUCACUUCCAGAGCCUCCUGAGAUUCUACUUUGGCAUCUCCAGCAUUUGGCCUCUGCUCAGGAGAAAGAAGCAACUAACAAAACACAGAAAUAACAAGGAUUGCUCAGUAUGCAGCUCACAGGAUGCCCAUGGCCACACUGAAAAUGAAUUCCUUAUUUUCACCAGAUAUCCUUGUCUGAGAGGACCCAUUUCAAAGAGUCCGCGUAGUUUUCUUGUGUCGGACCAGCAUGGCGGGAUUCAAGCGCGGAUACGACGGGAAAAUUGCCGGGCUGUACGACCUGGACAAAACCUUGGGCCGAGGCCACUUCGCAGUGGUUAAGCUUGCCAGGCAUGUCUUCACGGGUGAAAAGGUGGCGGUGAAGGUUAUCGACAAGACCAAGUUGGACACGCUGGCCACCGGGCACCUGUUCCAGGAAGUGCGGUGCAUGAAGCUGGUGCAGCACCCCAACAUCGUGCGCCUCUACGAGGUGAUUGACACCCAGACCAAGCUGUACCUCAUUCUGGAGCUUGGGGAUGGAGGAGAUAUGUUCGAUUACAUCAUGAAGCACGAGGAGGGACUUAACGAGGACCUGGCCAAAAAGUACUUCGCUCAGAUCGUUCACGCUAUAUCUUACUGCCAUAAACUGCACGUGGUGCACAGGGACUUGAAGCCCGAGAACGUGGUCUUCUUCGAGAAGCAAGGUCUUGUGAAGCUGACGGACUUUGGUUUCAGCAACAAGUUUCAGCCGGGGAAGAAGCUCACUACCAGCUGUGGGUCUCUCGCGUAUUCCGCUCCGGAAAUUCUGCUCGGGGAUGAGUAUGAUGCGCCUGCAGUAGAUAUAUGGAGUCUGGGAGUGAUCCUUUUCAUGCUGGUGUGCGGUCAGCCACCCUUUCAAGAGGCCAACGACAGUGAGACCUUGACAAUGAUCAUGGAUUGUAAAUACACAGUACCGCCCCACGUGUCUAAGGAGUGUAAAGACCUGAUCACACGGAUGCUGCAGAGAGAUCCCAAGAGAAGGGCCUCUUUAGAAGAGAUUGAAAACCAUCCAUGGCUUCAGGGCGUGGACCCUUCACCAGCCACCAAGUACAACAUCCCCCUCGUGUCCUACAAGAACCUCUCGGAGGAGGAGCACAACAGCAUCAUUCAGCGCAUGGUGCUCGGGGACAUAGCGGAUCGAGACGCCAUUGUCGAAGCCCUGGAAACCAACAGGUACAACCACAUCACCGCCACCUACUUCCUGCUCGCCGAAAGGAUCCUGAGGGAGAAGCAGGAGAAAGAAAUCCAGACCAGGUCCGCGAGCCCCAGCAACAUUAAGGCCCAGUUUAGCUCUGCAGGACCCCGAGGCUCUCCGGGAGGUGGGACAUUUGUGCUGGUGGAGGACAGAUGACUUGUCCAGAGACACUGCUUGACCUCAAACCAUUGUCAAACCCUCAGCUUCUGUGGACUGCCGAGCAGGGACUGUAGCAAGUGGCCCUCCACCCUCAGGAGAACCUGAUCAGGCUCGGAGUUGGGGGGAAGAUGUCCGUUAUAAAUUCCUGUGAAUUUUAUCAAGCUGUAGGUUUAAUUAGGUUUUAUUUCUAGGAUAACAUAAUUGGUGUGAAAUGAAAAUGUCGCGUGGAAGUGGCUGUUUUAAGUGUCUGGCAUCUGUCAGUCCCCUGGGCAGAGAGGACAGCUGAGCGUUCCAAGAUGUUUGUUCAAAACAGGCCAGAGACCUCGUUUUUAAAAGUCUCUUUGGGUACCUAGCAGUGUUCUUGUUACUUGGGUCACUCCAGAUUGGGGGUAAACGCAAAGUUUAAAUGAUAGUGGAUUUUGCUGUCAGGCACUCUUGUGGGAGCACUUCAAAUGCACGUAUUUGUAUUUGGCUUACUGCAUUUUUCAGUUGGUGAAGAGAUUUAUAUAUGCCAGUGCACACUGACCUCUUCUCUCCAACAUCCUCAUACUUAAGUCCAUCGAACUAUUUCCAUUUAUUUUUGUAGAUACCAGACUUUUACGCCACCGUAUAAUAUCUGGAGGACUGAAAAUUUCGGGUGAAUUUUAUGAGCAAUAAUAUACCUUCAGAGGCUGUGCCCUCAGACCCGGGGGGACAGCGUGGGUGCUGUUCGGGCGGUGCUCUGGCGCCGACCCCCUGGCUGCGGCGUGCCCUGGGGCCUGGGAGAGGCGCCU
Molecule: messenger RNA, 2304 nt
Organism: Miniopterus natalensis
Lineage: Eukaryota; Metazoa; Chordata; Mammalia; Chiroptera; Miniopteridae
Source: RefSeq, a predicted model, not a curated record